Molecule: messenger RNA, 1481 nt
Organism: Onychostoma macrolepis
Lineage: Eukaryota; Metazoa; Chordata; Actinopteri; Cypriniformes; Cyprinidae
Exons: 2
Coding region: 425-1411 (328 amino acids)
Biological process (GO): G protein-coupled receptor signaling pathway; cellular response to fatty acid
Cellular component (GO): plasma membrane
Molecular function (GO): G protein-coupled receptor activity
Source: RefSeq, a predicted model, not a curated record
CAUGGUCUAGCACCUGACUCCUCCGUGCACACACACACACACACAAAACAAACACUCGCUUCUUAUCUUUCCAGUAUGUUCCAUAUAACAAGAUAGUGUUCUUAGGGGGCUUCAUAUACCCCAUAUAGAGAAGUUAUGACAACUUCCUGUGUUCUUCUCACUUACUGUUCCCAGGGUUGCCAAGAGACACUGUUUGAUGAGCCUCGGUGUUGCAGAUUAUGCUCUGAAUUGAUUAAAUUUCCGCUGUUUUGAGUCGUUGCACCCAUCACGUAUAAUCACACAUUCAGAAUGUCUAGGACAGAGGUGAAGGAAGCUCGCGAUUACCUUGUGUGAAACUGGGGAGGCACAAAAUGCUGAGGAUCCGUAUUUUUCUACGUUGUGAAGUGUUUCUAGCACCUGUUGACCAUCUGUGAGGUACGGACUAAUGGCCAAGUUAGACUACCAGCUUCUCUUAUCAGUCUACAUCCUCACCUUCCUGAUCGGCCUUCCUGCCAACAUCCUAGCGUUCUUUACCUUCUGUCGAAAGGUUUACCGCAAACCAACCCCCAUCGACAUUCUCCUGCUAAACCUGACAAUAUCUGACCUCAUCUUCCUCGCGGUCCUGCCGUUCAAGAUGAAGGAGGCCACUGACAACUUGAACUGGAGCCUGCCAUAUUACCUGUGCCCCAUUAGCAGUUUCCUCUUCUUCUCCACCAUCUACACCAGCACGUUAUUUCUGACCGCGAUUAGCAUAGAGCGCUAUCUAGGUGUUGCGUUUCCGAUCCGAUACGCUCUAGGACGCCGACCACGCAAUGCUGUGAUUGCAAGCUGCUUCCUCUGGCUUCUGGGCUCUCUUAACCUCAGCAUUGUGUACAUUGUGCCAUACAUAGCCUCAAGUGAUAAUUCGAGCUACAGCAAGCUCCAACCCAAUCCUCACGUGACAAUUUGCUACGAUAACUUCACCAUAGAGCAGCUGAACAUUCUGCUUCCUGCUCGUCUGGAGCUUUUUCUCGUGCUUUUCUGUAUACCCCUCCUCAUCUGCUGCUUCUGCUACAUAAACUUCAUACGAAUCCUCUCCAAUCUGCCUCAUCUCGGACGACGGCGUAGACUCAGGGCCAUUGGGUUGGCGGUGGGGACGCUGUUGGUUUUCACCAUCUGUUUUAGCCCGUAUAACAUCUCACACGUGGUUGGUUUCAUUCACGGUAAUAGUGAAUGGUGGCGUAAUUUUGCUUUGAUCUCCAGCACUCUGAACGCCUGUUUGGACCCCAUCAUCUUUUACUUUUCCUCGGCUGCUGUUCGCAGUGCCAUACGCGCAUGUGUUAAUGGUCUAAAGGAGAAAAUUCACAUUGUAGAAUACAGAAGCUGCUGUUCUGCUGGCCCUUCCAAAACUGAAGCCUACAAGGAGACGAACCCACCUAUUGACCUGGGCUGAGAAUCGAGCUACAGAGAGUAUUUUAGUUCAUUUAGACCUACAGAAAGAAGUAUUGUUUGCAUGUAGCCUA